Culicoides brevitarsis is the source of this 1545-nucleotide messenger RNA. Its product is annotated as leucine-rich repeat-containing G-protein coupled receptor 4-like. The transcript has a single exon. The coding region runs from base 202 to 1545 and encodes 447 amino acids. NCBI's taxonomy places the organism in Eukaryota, Metazoa, Arthropoda, Insecta, Diptera, Ceratopogonidae. Gene Ontology annotation, molecular function: protein binding. The record is from RefSeq and is a predicted model, not a curated record.
GACGCAUAACAAUGCAAGUCUUUAUGACUUUGUUGAUUUUAUUCCUGAUCAGUAUUCUAACAAAAUCUCAGUUUUUCGAGAUUGAAGUGGAUUGUAUUGAAGAUUUUGAUAUCCAUAGACCCAAUCCUUUGUCGCCAGUUUGUGUUAUCAAUAAUGUGGACAUUCAAAACAACUUUACACAAAUUCGUAUUUCAAAUAUAGAUGAUACGACACCAACGUGGAUCAGCUUUCGGAACUCAACAAUACCCGUUUUGUCACCCAGGACUUCUCGAUCAAAUAAAAAAUGUCACUGGAAUUACUAUGGUCAAAGUUCAAUUAAGAAAUAUCUCGGAUUUUGCAUUACAAAAUGCAACAAAACUCCAAAACUUAUUGUUGAGCUUUAACAAUUUGACCGAAAUUGGAGAUAAUACGUUCAGUGGCGCAAUAAAUCUCGAGAAUCUCAAUUUAGCGCAUAAUUGCAUUUCGAAAAUUUCAUCGAAGGCGUUCGUCAAUACACCAAAUUUGAAGUAUUUGGGAUUGGGUUUUAACAAAUUAGAAGAAAUUGAUGCGGAAUUGUUCUUGCCACUCAAAAAUUUGUGGAAUCUUUCUUUGUAUAACAACAAGAUCAAGUACAUAGCUGCAACAGCUUUUACGAAAAUCCCAAAUCUACUUGUCCUUUACUUAAAUCACAACAAUUUGGAAAGCUUGGAACUUCAUAUUGAAUCACGUUUGAGUCAACUUUAUGUAUCAUACAACAAAUUAAAGUCACUAACUUUGAAGUCCGUUAAAUCAGGAGCAAUGUCAGGUUGUGUUGAAGCAAAAUCGAAUCAACUUUCUUCCAUCAACAUUGAUCCAAGUCUAUAUGUUGUACAGCUUUAUCUUUCAUCGAACAAAAUUGAAAGUUUGGACAGUAUCUUGUCACAUACGAAAAUUUUUAGGCUUAAUCUUGAUGGAAAUUUGUUAAGAAACCUCGACGGUCUGAAUAAACUCAAACGUUUGACGUAUUUGGAUUUAAGUAGCAACAAUAUUACAUACCAACCAGAUGUUUUUGGUUCACUACAACAACUUAAUUGGUUGAAUUUGUCAAAUACUUCAAUGACACAUUUCUCUUUUGAAUGGUUUGGUAUUCAAAAGAACCUUUUCGAUUUGGAGUUGAGUCGAAAUCUGUUAAAAGAACUAGAUUAUAAAAGAUUUUCGAUAUAUUUUCCUAAUUUAGAUGCUUUGACAAUCAACAAUAAUCAAUUCAAUUGUACUUUUCUGGAAGAUAUGAUGACUUAUUGGAAGAAUAUGACUCAAAUUAGUAUUUGGGAUGCUAAAACAGUGGAUCCAACACCAAAUGUGGCAAACAUAAAAUGCAUUAAUGAAGAAAUUAAAAAAGAAGUUUACAUGGAAGAGUCAAAAUUAUUUGGAAAAAUGUUUGUAAUGAUAAGUUGCAUAGGAAUUUUUAUUUUUGUUGGUUUUUUGUUGGUUUUGUUCUUGAUGAAAAAAAUUCGAAACAAAUAUUGUAUUCGAAUUUCUUCAAAUAAUCAAUCAUGUAAUGAAUUAAUGAACAGUGAAUUUCAAUAA